AUGCGCUUGAUUUUCGUCGCGGUUGUGGCCGCUCUGGUGGCCCUCGCAGCGGCCCAAUCUCAAUCUCAAACGGUUACGGCGGUGGCUACCCCGGAUAUUAAGCCCCAGCCGUGUUGUGAAAGUGUUCGACAAACUUUAAUUGAAAUACGAAAGGAUAUACGUCUAUGGCUGCUGGAUAGACUCUUCGGAAAGCUGCUUCUACUCCACGACGGCGAAUUGCUCGGAAAUCCUAAUUAUGUGAAUUGUGCCAAUGGAAAAAAGAAACUUGAACUAUCGAAUGAGAGUUCUAGUAUACUCGACGAAAUAUAUGACACUACAAGUCAAUCAAAAGAAGGCCAGUCAAGUUCUUCCUCUGAUGACAUUAAUGAUGAUGGAGUGCCCAGCGAGUCCUCAUCCUCAACGACAACCACGACAACAUCGACAACAUCCUCAAAUGGGGGUGAGUCUUCCAACUCCGGAGUAGAGGUCACCAAGAAUGGCUCCUCCAACAAUGAUGGAAGCUCCAGCCAGUCUUCGUCCACGACCACGACUACUACAACUACAUCCUCGGAUGAGGGACAAUCCAGCUCCCCGUCUGCUCCUGUUGUAGAGGUCAGCCAGGAUGGCUCCUCCAAUGGUAAUGGAAGCUCCAGCCAAUCUUCGUCCACGACCACGACUACUACAACUACAUCCUCGGAUGAGGGACAAUUCAGCUCCUCGUCUGAUCCUGUUGUAGAGGUCACCCAGGAUGGCUCCUCCAAUGGUAAUGGAAGCGCCAGCCAAUCUUCGUCCACGACCACGACUACUACAACUACAUCCUCGGAUGAGGGACAAUCCAGCUCCUCGUCUGAUCCUGUUGUAGAGGUCACCCAGGAUGGCUCCUCCAAUGAUAAUGGAAGCUCCAGCCAGUCUUCGUCCACGACCACGACUACUACAACUACAUCCUCGGAUGAGGGACAAUCCAGCUCCUCGUCUGAUCCUGUUGUAGAGGUCACCCAGGCCGAUGGCUCCUCCAACAAUGAUGGAAGCUCCAGCCAGUCUUCGUCCACGACCACGACUACUACAACUACAUCCUCGGAUGAGGGACAAUCCAGCUCCUCGUCUGAUCCUGUUGUAGAGGUCACCCAGGAUGGCUCCUCCAACAAUGAUGGAAGCUCCAGCCAGUCUUCGUCCACGACCACGACUACUACAACUACAUCCUCGGAUGAGGGACAAUCCAGCUCCUCGUCUGCUCCUGUUGUAGAGGUCACCCAGGAUGGCUCCUCAAACAAUGAUGGAAGCUCCAGCCAGUCUUCGUCCACGACCACGACUACUACAACUACAUCCUCGGAUGAGGGACAAUCCAGCUCCUCGUCUGAUCCUGUUGUAGAGGUCACCCAGGAUGGCUCCUCCAAUGGUAAUGGAAGCGCCAGCCAGUCUUCGUCCACGACCACGACUGCUACAACUACAUCCUCGGAUGAGGGACAAUCCAGCUCCUCGUCUGAUCCUGUUGUAGAGGUCACCCAGGAUGGCUCCUCCAAUGAUAAUGGAAGCUCCAGCCAGUCUUCGUCCACGACCACGACUACUACAACUACAUCCUCGGAUGAGGGACAAUCCAGCUCCUCGUCUGAUCCUGUUGUAGAGGUCACCCAGGAUGGCUCCUCCAAUGGUAAUGGAAGCGCCAGCCAGUCUUCGUCCACGACCACGACUACUACAACUACAUCCUCGGAUGAGGGACAAUCCAGCUCCUCGUCUGAUCCUGUUGUAGAGGUCACCCAGGAUGGCUCCUCCAACAAUGAUGGAAGCUCCAGCCAGUCUUCGUCCACGACCACGACUACUACAACUACAUCCUCGGAUGAGGGACAAUCCAGCUCCCCGUCUGCUCCUGUUGUAGAGGUCACCCAGUGGCUCCUCAACAAUGAUGGAAGCUCCAGCCAGUCUUCGUCCACGACCACGACUACUACAACUACAUCCUCGGAUGAGGGACAAUCCAGCUCCUCGUCUGAUCCUGUUGUAGAGGUCACCCAGGAUGGCUCCUCCAAUGAUAAUGGAAGCUCCAGCCAGUCUUCGUCCACGACCACGACUACUACAACUACAUCCUCGGAUGAGGGACAAUCCAGCUCCCCGUCUGCUCCUGUUGUAGAGGUCACCCAGGAUGGCUCCUCAAACAAUGAUGGAAGCUCCAGCCAGUCUUCGUCCACGACCACGACUACUACAACUACAUCCUCGGAUGAGGGACAAUCCAGCUCCUCGUCUGAUCCUGUUGUAGAGGUCACCCAGGAUGGCUCCUCCAAUGGUAAUGGAAGCGCCAGCCAGUCUUCGUCCACGACCACGACUACUACAACUACAUCCUCGGAUGAGGGACAAUCCAGCUCCUCGUCUGAUCCUGUUGUAGAGGUCACCCAGGAUGGCUCCUCCAACAAUGAUGGAAGCUCCAGCCAGUCUUCGUCCACGACCACGACUACUACAACUACAUCCUCGGAUGAGGGACAAUCCAGCUCCCCGUCUGCUCCUGUUGUAGAGGUCAGCCAGGAUGGCUCCUCCAAUGGUAAUGGAAGCUCCAGCCAAUCUUCGUCCACGACCACGACUACUACAACUACAUCCUCGGAUGAGGGACAAUUCAGCUCCUCGUCUGAUCCUGUUGUAGAGGUCACCCAGGAUGGCUCCUCCAAUGGUAAUGGAAGCGCCAGCCAGUCUUCGUCCACGACCACGACUACUACAACUACAUCCUCGGAUGAGGGACAAUCCAGCUCCUCGUCUGAUCCUGUUGUAGAGGUCACCCAGGAUGGCUCCUCCAACAAUGAUGGAAGCUCCAGCCAGUCUUCGUCCACGACCACGACUACAACAACUACAUCCUCGGAUGAGGGACAAUCCAGCUCCUCGUCUGAUCCUGUUGUAGAGGUCACCCAGGAUGGCUCCUCCAAUGAUAAUGGAAGCUCCAGCCAGUCUUCGUCCACGACCACGACUACUACAACUACAUCCUCGGAUGAGGGACAAUCCAGCUCGUCUGCUCCUGUUGUAGAGGUCACCCAGGAUGGCUCCUCAAACAAUGAUGGAAGCUCCAGCCAGUCUUCGUCCACGACCACGACUACUACAACUACAUCCUCGGAUGAGGGACAAUCCAGCUCCUCGUCUGAUCCUGUUGUAGAGGUCACCCAGGAUGGCUCCUCCAAUGAUAAUGGAAGCUCCAGCCAGUCUUCGUCCACGACCACGACUACUACAACUACAUCCUCGGAUGAGGGACAAUCCAGCUCCUCGUCUGAUCCUGUUGUAGAGGUCACCCAGGAUGGCUCCUCCAACAAUGAUGGAAGCUCCAGCCAGUCUUCGUCCACGACCACGACUACUACAACUACAUCCUCGGAUGAGGGACAAUCCAGCUCAUCGUCUGCUCCUGUUGUAGAGGUCACCCAGGAUGGCUCCUCCAACAAUGAUGGAAGCUCCAGCCAGUCUUCGUCCACGACCACGACUACUACAACUACAUCCUCGGAUGAGGGACAAUCCAGCUCCUCGUCUGAUCCUGUUGUAGAGGUCACCCAGGAUGGCUCCUCCAACAAUGAUGGAAGCUCCAGCCAGUCUUCGUCCACGACCACGACUACUACAACUACAUCCUCGGAUGAGGGACAAUCCAGCUCCUCGUCUGAUCCUGUUGUAGAGGUCACCCAGGAUGGCUCCUCCAACAAUGAUGGAAGUUCCAGCCAGUCUUCGUCCACGACCACGACUACUACAACUACAUCCUCGGAUGAGGGACAAUCCAGCUCCUCGUCUGAUCCUGUUGUAGAGGUCACCCAGGAUGGCUCCUCCAACAAUGAUGGAAGCUCCAGCCAGUCUUCGUCCACGACCACGACUACUACAACUACAUCCUCGGAUGAGGGACAAUCCAGCUCCUCGUCUGAUCCUGUUGUAGAGGUCACCCAGGAUGGCUCCUCCAACAAUGAUGGAAGCUCCAGCCAGUCUUCGUCCACGACCACGACUACUACAACUACAUCCUCGGAUGAGGGACAAUCCAGCUCUCCGUCUGCUCCUGUUGUAGAGGUCACCCAGGAUCUCCUCAACAAUGAUGGAAGCUCCAGCCAGUCUUCGUCCACGACCACGACUACUAUAACUACAUCCUCGGAUGAGGGACAAUCCACCUCCUCGUCUGAUCCUGUUGUAGAGGUCACCCAGGAUGGCUCCUCCAACAAUGAUGGAAGCUCCAGCCAGUCUUCGUCCACGACCACGACUACUACAACUACAUCCUCGGAUGAGGGACAAUCCACCUCCUCGUCUGAUCCUGUUGUAGAGGUCACCCAGGAUGGCUCCUCCAAUAAUAAUGGAAGCUCCAGCCAGUCUUCGUCCACGACCACGACUACUACAACUACAUCCUCGGAUGAGGGACAAUCCAGCUCUCAGUCUGCUCCUGUUGUAGAGGUCACCCAGGAUGGCUCCUCAAACAAUGAUGGAAGCUCCAGCCAGUCUUCGUCCACGCCCACGACUACUACAACUACAUCCUCGGAUGAGGGACAAUCCAGCUCCUCGUCUGAUCCUGUUGUAGAGGUCACCCAGGAUGGCUCCUCCAAUGAUAAUGGAAGCUCCAGCCAGUCUUCGUCCACGACCACGACUACUACAACUACAUCCUCGGAUGAGGGACAAUCCAGCUCUCAGUCUGCUCCUGUUGUAGAGGUCACCCAGGAUGGCUCCUCAAACAAUGAUGGAAGCUCCAGCCAGUCUUCGUCCACGACCACGACUACUACAACUACAUCCUCGGAUGAGGGACAAUCCAGCUCCUCGUCUGAUCCUGUUGUAGAGGUCACCCAGGAUGGCUCCUCCAAUGAUAAUGGAAGCUCCAGCCAGUCUUCGUCCACGACCACGACUACUACAACUACAUCCUCGGAUGAGGGACAAUCCAGCUCUCAGUCUGCUCCUGUUGUAGAGGUCACCCAGGAUGGCUCCUCAAACAAUGAUGGAAGCUCCAGCCAGUCUUCGUCCACGACCACGACUACUACAACUACAUCCUCGGAUGAGGGACAAUCCAGCUCCUCGUCUGAUCCUGUUGUAGAGGUCACCCAGGAUGGCUCCUCCAAUGAUAAUGGAAGCUCCAGCCAGUCUUCGUCCACGACCACGACUACUACAACUACAUCCUCGGAUGAGGGACAAUCCAGCUCCUCGUCUGAUCCUGUUGUAGAGGUCACCCAGGAUGGCUCCUCCAACAAUGAUGGAAGCUCCAGCCAGUCUUCGUCCACGACCACGACUACUACAACUACAUCCUCGGAUGAGGGACAAUCCAGCUCUCCGUCUGCUCCUGUUGUAGAGGUCACCCAGGAUGGCUCCUCCAACAAUGAUGGAAGCUCCAGCCAGUCUUCGUCCACGACCACGACUACUACAACUACAUCCUCGGAUGAGGGACAAUCCAGCUCUCCGUCUGCUCCUGUUGUAGAGGUCACCCAGGAUGGCUCCUCCAAUGAUAAUGGAAGCUCCAGCCAGUCUUCGUCCACGACCACGACUACUACAACUACAUCCUCGGAUGAGGGACAAUCCAGCUCCCCGUCUGCUCCUGUUGUAGAGGUCACCCAGGAUGGCUCCUCCAAUGAUAAUGGAAGCUCCAGCCAGUCUUCGUCCACGACCACGACUAGUACAACUACAUCCUCGGAUGAGGGACAAUCCAGCUACCCGUCUGGUCCUGUUGUAGAGGUCACCCAGGAUGGCUCCUCCAACAAUGAUGGAAGCUCCAGCCAGUCUUCGUCCACGACCACGACUACUACAACUACAUCCUCGGAUGAGGGACAAUCCAGCUCCCCGUCUGCUCCUGUUGUAGAGGUCACCCAGGAUGGCUCCUCCAAUGAUAAUGGAAGCUCCAGCCAGUCUUCGUCCACGACCACGACUACUACAACUACAUCCUCGGAUGAGGGACAAUCCAGCUCUCCGUCUGCUCCUGUUGUAGAGGUCACCCAGGAUGGCUCCUCCAACAAUGAUGGAAGCUCCAGCCAGUCUUCGUCCACGACCACGACUACUACAACUACAUCCUCGGAUGAGGGACAAUCCAGCUCUCCGUCUGCUCCUGUUGUAGAGGUCACCCAGGAUGGCUCCUCCAACAAUGAUGGAAGCUCCAGCCAGUCUUCGUCCACGACCACGACUACUACAACUACAUCCUCGGAUGACGGACAAUCUACCACAUCGACGUCUCCUGACGUCAAAGUUACCAAAGGUAGGCCCUCCAAAGGUGGUAAAUCGAGCUGGAAAUCUACCAAAACAACGAAGACCUAUUCAUCAAAGACUGCAAAGGUUCCCAAGUCAAGUGGAAAGUCAAGCUCUCACAAAACUACGACCACAACAGUGACAUUCAGCUCGAACAAUAAUGACUCUGGAGCAUCCUCUCCCAUUGUGGAGGUGUCCCAGGGAAGUUCAUCAGACAAGCGUGGAAGCUCAAGCCAAUCUUCAACUACAACCACAACUACUUCCUCAAGCGGAAGUAAUAAGUCAAGCUCCUCGUCCCUGCCAUCGGUUGAUGUCACCGCAGGUGUUAAUGGCGGAAAAUCUGGCUGGAAAUCUACCAAAACAACUAAGACCUAUUCAACAAAGACUUCAAAGGUGCCCAAGUCAAGUGGAAAGCCAAGCUCUAGCAAAACUACUACUACAACUGUGACAUCCAGCUCGGAUAACAGUCAAUCUGGAGCAUCAUCCUCUCCCAUUGUGGAGGUGUCCCAGGGAAGUUCGUCGGACAAUGGUGGAAGCUCAAGCCAAUCUUCAACUACAACAACAACUACUUCCUCGAGCGGAAGUAAUAAGUCAAGCUCCUCGUCCCUGCCAUCGGUUGAUGUCACUGCAGGUGUUAAUGACGGAAAAUCUGGCUGGAAAUCUACCAAAACAACGAAGACCUAUUCUUCAAAGACUUCAAAGGUUCCCAAGUCAAAUGGAAAGUCAAACUCUAGCAAGACUACUACUACAACUGUGACAUCCAGCACGGAUAACAGCCAAUCUGGAGCAUCAACGUCUCCAAUUGUGGAGGUGUCCCAGGGAAGUUCAUCAGGCGAAGGUAAAAACUCGAACCAAGCCUCGUCCACGACUACGACCUCAACGACAACUACUUCAAAUGACGGACAAUCCAGCACAUCGACAGUUCCUGUCGUCGAAGUCACCCAAGGUAGCUCCUCAAAUGGUGGUAAAUCCAGCUGGACAUCUACCAAAACAACGAAGAGCUUAUUUUCAAAGACUUCAAAGGUUCCCAAGUCAAAUGGAAAGUCAAACUCUAGCAAAACUACUACUACAACUGUGACAUCCAGCUCGGAUAACAGUCAAUCUGGAGCAUUAUCCUCUCCCAUUGUGGAGGUGUCCCAGGGAAGUUCGUCGGACAAUGGUGGAAGCUCAAGCCAAUCUUCAACUACAACCACAACAACGUCCACAAGCGGAAGUAAUCAGUCAUCAUCUCUGCCAUCAGUUGAAAUCGUUUCCGGUGUUAAUGGUGGAAAGUCAAGCUCGACGAUUACAAAGUCAACAAAGACAUAUUCCUCGCAGUCCUCUAGUCUGCCUAAAUCGAGUGGAAAGACAAGCAAAACGGUGACCACAGUUACAACAUCCAAGUCAUCUGCGGCUCCUAAGAUUGAACCCAACUACUCAUGGUCAACAACAUCGAAGAAACUAUCCGAUCCCAUCCACACACUUUCAUGGACUAGUCGCUCCAGCAGCCAGCCUUCAAUUGAGGAAUCUAGCGGAGAUUCAUCCAACUCCUGGUCAAAACUGAUUAAACGAAGCACUACGGGCAUUUCCUCAGAGGAUGACAGCAACGGAUUCGUUGUAGGACCAGGAGGAUCUCGUGGCGGGCAAGCAUGGUCCCAGCGGUCAGGAUUCUCCAGUGAAAAUUCUGGUAUCCAGGGAUCUCCUGACAUUCGUUUCAGAUACACUAGAGGUCAGAAUAGUGGUGAAGGACAGUCGCAGGACUCGCAAACCUGGUCCAGGAGCUCCACUGGAGGCAGUGACAGCACGGAUGGCGCAGCAGUAUCCGUAGAUGGUCAGAAUGUGGAUGAAUCGGAGGGCAGCCAAAGUGCGGUACAAGGUGGCUCCGUUCGUGGUACCGGAAGAUAUCCCUACUGGUGGGGCAACCGACGAUGGGUGGGCGUUGGAGCCCAGCCCAACUGGCGCUAUGGAUGGCGUCCAUACGGAAGCGGUUGGGGUAGAUGGAGCAAUCAAUAUUAA
Drosophila serrata is the source of this 8124-nucleotide messenger RNA. It is a transcript of the gene Muc68Ca, whose product is annotated as Mucin 68Ca. The record is from RefSeq and is a predicted model, not a curated record. NCBI's taxonomy places the organism in Eukaryota, Metazoa, Arthropoda, Insecta, Diptera, Drosophilidae.